Dovyalis caffra is the source of this 510-nucleotide messenger RNA. The record is from the annotation of a GenBank genome assembly. Lineage: Eukaryota; Viridiplantae; Streptophyta; Magnoliopsida; Malpighiales; Salicaceae.
AUGAUUUCAGGAAACAAAAGAGCACCUCUAGAUUGGAACUCAAGGAUGAAAAUAGCAAUCGGGACAGCAAGAGGUGUACGAUAUCUUCAUGAAGAUUGCAGAAUGGGUUGUGUGGUGCACAGAGAUAUGAGGCCUAAUAAUAUCCUCGUAACCCAUGAUUUUGAACCUCUGGUUGCUGAUUUUGGAGUUGCUAGGUGGCACACUGAAUGUAAUAUCAGUAGCGAGGAGCGAGUCAUCGGAACUUCAGGGUAUCUCGCAUCGGAGUAUAUCAAUAGUGGAAAAAUUACAGAGACAGUUGAUGUAUUUGCAUUUGGAGUGAUUUUACUAGAGCUAAUGACAGAGCAACUCCCUGAAUUUGCCUAUCAACUACAAGCUAUGGGCCUAGCCACUUCAUUGUGCCUCCAUCAAGAUCCAAAAACCAGGCCACCAAUGUCAAAGUACAAUAAAGAUGUUGAAGGAAAAACAAGAGGUGACUCAGAUGAGAGGAGUCAUGUGCCAUCAAAAAGUUGA